AGCUGGAGAUUGAGCGGGACAGGGGCCCUCCAGGCCUCGCGGGCCAACCCCCUCAUUUGGAAUUUACAUUUUAAUUCCGGACUGAAAAGCCCCCAAAUGGGCCUUUCCGGAUGGGGGGGAGAGCAGAUCUCUGUUGUGGACGGCUCCAUUGCUUGUGAAGUGCAGCAUUUCGGCCUGUGGCUCUCCAAGGAGCUGGAAGAAAUCCGCAAGUGUGGGAUGAAAAACUUCCGAAACAUCCAGGUUGAUGAAGCUAAUUUAUUGACUUGGCAAGGGCUCAUCGUUCCUGACAACCCUCCGUAUGACAAGGGAGCCUUCAGAAUCGAAAUCAACUUCCCAGCAGAGUAUCCAUUCAAACCACCUAAGAUCACUUUUAAAACAAAGAUUUACCACCCGAACAUCGAUGAAAAAGGGCAGGUCUGUCUGCCGGUCAUUAGUGCUGAAAACUGGAAGCCAGCAACCAAAACUGACCAAGUCAUCCAGUCCCUCAUAGCACUGGUGAACGACCCCCAGCCUGAGCACCCCCUCCGGGCUGACCUAGCUGAAGAGUACUCUAAGGACCGUAAAAAAUUCUGUAAGAACGCUGAAGAGUUUACAAAGAAAUAUGGGGAAAAGCGACCCGUGGACUAAAUCUUCCGUGAUUGACUCCAAGCAGGGCGAGCGGAGAUCCGGAGCAGUGCAUUUCCAACACCCCGCCACCAGGACUCUUUGGGAAAUUGACAGGGGCCACCUCCUGGCGCUAACUUGUGGCAGUUACUAACUUUCUACAGUUUUCUUAAUCAAAAGUGGUCUAGGUAAACCUGUAAAGAAAGGAUUAAAAAUUUAAGAUGUUCUAGUUCUGAUUUCUUUGUUUUAAAAAUCACUGCUUCAAUCUACCUUCAAGGAUGGUGUGUUCUUUUCUUGCCCAAAUCUAUCCCAAAUCUUUGGUUUCUCUUCAGGUUUAAAACAGAGUUAGUGAGUGGUGCACACUCCCGAUCCCUCCCUUCCCCUUUGUAGCUCUUAUUUUAUUGCGUUCAUUUUAAUCACACUCCCUAUCCCCAGAACAAUGCCUUGGAACCCCCCCCCCCCCUUCCCUACCUUCUUCCCUCCCCCACCCCUCCAAAAAAUGGCCUACAAUCCAGCAGCGCCCUCCUCUCCCCUUCCCUCCCCGUGGUAUCUGCUUUGUGAUACGGGUUGUGAGUUUGUAACAUCUAAGAAACCCAAGAGGCCAAACCCAAGGGCGAAGCCUGUGAUGAGGAGCCCGGCUGGCGUGUAAAUCUGGCUGAUGUUAUCAAAAUGAUGUCGAUUAAAUGGGCAAAGCCCCGACUGUCUGCUUGUGUGUGUGAUUGAAUUACAGCCUGGCUCCAGGCCGCCCCACGCGGGGGAGAGCGGUUAGCGCGCAGCUGGCCGCUUGGGACCUGGGCCCCCAGCUCUGGGCUAAGAAGAAGUGGGCUCCCAGACUGAGGGCGCCCCCCCCUUCCCCCAGAUGCCUCCUGAAUGCUACCUGCAGAUGUCCCCGGGACACUGGCCAGCCGAUUCUGCUGACAUUGUUUUCCAUCCAGUAGAAAACUUUGCAUCAGAAUGAAUUGGAGAUUUUUGGCAGAGUCCCCCUCCCCCUAAUAUUGAAUUUUUCAAUUCUCCUGGAGAACAAAAUUCGAGUUGGGCAUUCUGCUUGGGUAACCCCUAGAGGUGUCGCUGUUCUGGGUCAAGGUCAUUCCCCUCCUCCCUUCCCCCUAACCCCCUUUUUUAGAAUCUUUUAGCAGGGCCUCUCGGAGAGCGAUGACUUCUCUUUCCAUUGACCGCUCUGAAACAAGGCAUUGCCCCCCCUUCCAGACAAGCCUGUUUCAUUUUGGAAGAUCUUUUGCCGCCCUUUGAUGAUGGCUGUUUAGGUUUGGUUUGGUUUUUAAUAUUAUAAGCAUUUUGACUGCCUUUUUUUUUGGUAGAAAUAAAAAAUGAUUAUAGAUUUGCAAUCAUAUGGAAUUAAAAGGAUUAAAAUGUU
Messenger RNA from Sarcophilus harrisii (Tasmanian devil), 1975 nucleotides. RefSeq names its product ubiquitin conjugating enzyme E2 L3 (gene UBE2L3). Bases 97 to 627 code for a protein of 176 amino acids. Gene Ontology annotation, biological process: ubiquitin-dependent protein catabolic process; protein polyubiquitination. The transcript is spliced from 4 exons. NCBI's taxonomy places the organism in Eukaryota, Metazoa, Chordata, Mammalia, Dasyuromorphia, Dasyuridae. Gene Ontology annotation, cellular component: nucleus. Gene Ontology annotation, molecular function: ubiquitin conjugating enzyme activity. The record is from RefSeq and is a predicted model, not a curated record.